CGUGUGUAUCGCAUGCAAUAUCAAUGUAAAUUUUUACCGUUGCUUACCUGAUCGCUAACGUUCGAUAAUUUUUAUCACAAACAGAAUAUUUUUUUAUCUAAGUAAUAAUAACAAUCGAAUUAAAUAUAUUCAAUGUUAUUAACAUAAUUUGCAAAUCAGUUGUUAACGUAGCGUGAAUUUUGAAACGGUGUUGUAGUGUAGACCUAUCUUACGGCGUGUUUCGACUUCAUUACAUUCAAGUCUUCAGUUAAUCUCAUGAAAUUAAAUUAAUAUAUUAAUUACUUCAUUCGUUUACUGCAGUGCCGGGUUCUAAGCUAAUAUUUCUCUCAAAACAAUUUAUAUAUACCAUAUUUUUAAACGAGUUAUCCUUUCUUUUGUGAAUUACGCUUAUUGCAAGUAUCGCUUUAUUUAUAAUAACUAUCCAUAGUUAUUAUUUUACAGUAAAAUAAUAUUAAUGUCUAAGAAAUGUACCGAAUUAAAUGCUGUUAAAUUACUGCAAUCAUAAAAUUUAUUAUAUUCAUUAUGUCAUCCUUGAUGAUUGUAGACGCCCUUUCUUUUACUGUACUCUUUCUCAUUUUUAUUCCAUUUCUUAUAUUUUUUCUGGGUAUUGUAUUAUUUGCAUACAUUGGAAAAACUCUUGGUAUUCGAAGAAUUUAUGUCGAAUUUCUUGUCAAAGUAUUUGAGUAUGGAAGAGAAAAUCUUGAAAAGCAGUCAAAAAAAAAAAAUGUAAUAGUUGAAGAAACAGACAAUGAUGAGACUGAUGUUGAUGAAUCUAAUUUGGAAAAUGAAAAUGAUAAUAAUGCAGCAGAUUAUACUAUAAAUGAGACAGUUUCCAAUACUACUGAGAGUAAUGGAUUUAUCACUAGAAACAGUUCAUCUAGUAGUCUAUUAAAUGGAAAUACUGAUAAAAAAAUGCAAAAUGGUGCACCACCUCUUAUUAGUAGACAAGAUUUAAUAUUAGUACCUGAUCCAGAUCAAAAUUAUAAUGGAAAUAAUAAUGUCAAAAGCGAAGGGGGCAAACAAAUCUUACAAAGGACUCGAUCAUUUAAUACUUUAAAACGAGAAUUUGAAUUAGCAGAUGUACUGGAUUAUGUUAAAACAGGUGUUGAAGCCAUAAUUGAAGAUCAAGUUACUUCAAGAUUUGAAGCUGAAGAACUAAAAUCGUGGAAUUUACUUACAAGAACAAAUAGACAUUAUGAGUUUAUCAACUGGAAAAUUACAGUUAUUUGGAUGAUUGGAUUCUUUAUAAGAUAUACAUUCUUAUUACCAUUGCGAGUUUUAAUUUGCUUUUUUGGGGUUUUGUGGUUUAAUAUUUCAAUCGGUAUUAUUUGGUUGAUUCCCAAUGAACGACUAUCACAAAAGAGUUAUUUGACUGGUGUUUUUCAGUUUAUUUUUAUGUUGAGUCAAUAUAUUUUAACUAUAGUUAUUAAUGUCCAUAAUCCACAAUGGAUUCCAAAAAGUAAUGGAAUUUGUGUAGCUAAUCAUACCUCACCAAUUGAUAUUGUCAUUUUAUUUGCUCACAACUAUUAUAUAUUGGUAAUGUGGCUAUGGAUUUGUACAUUUAUUGUUGGUUUUGUACCUGAUAGUUUGGGUAAACGUUGGCUCAAUCAAUAUGUAUCAAUUAUGUGUUUUCAAGUUUUGUCAGCUGCACUAUCUUCAGUCAUAACAUACCAUAAUCAUGAGAACCUUCCUAAACGUGGUAUUUGUGUUGCUAAUCACACAUCACCUAUUGAUGUUCUAGUAUUAGCAUGUGACAACACUUAUGCUUUGAUUGGACAACGCCAUGGUGGAUUUUUGGGUAUUCUUCAAAGAGCAUUAGCAAGAGCUUCACCUCAUUUAUGGUUUGAACGAUCUGAAGUGAAGGAUAGAGAAAUUGUUGCAAGAAGACUAAAAGAACAUGUCUCAAACCCAAUAAAUCCUCCUAUACUUGUAUUUCCUGAAGGGACAUGUAUUAAUAAUACAUCAGUAAUGCAGUUUAAAAAAGGCAGUUUUGAAGUGGGAAGUGUCAUUUAUCCAGUGGCCAUAAAGUAUGAUCCAAGAUUUGGAGAUGCAUUUUGGAACAGUAGUAAAUAUUCUAUGUUACAAUAUCUUUACUUGAUGAUGACUUCAUGGGCCAUUGUUUGUGACGUAUGGUAUUUACCACCAAUGUACCAAAAUGAAAAUGAAUCUGGGGCAGAUUUUGCUAAUAGAGUUAAAAGAGUAAUUGCUGAUCAAGGAGGUUUGGUUGAUUUAGUAUGGGACGGCCAACUUAAGCGUUCAAAACCCAAAAAAGAAUGGAAAGAGAGACAACAAGAAGAAUUUAGCAAACGACUUAAAGUUGAGUAGUAAACAAUUACUUUAAAGUAGAUUUUUGAUCAACUUUGUCCAAAGAGUAGUCUUAGCAAUGGAAAAAAAAUGAAAUGAUCAUAAGAACAAAACCUAGUCUUGCAUCAAACAACAUUAAAAUUUUAAAUUGUUUUGUAUACUUUUAGGCAAUAGAUUAAUUUAUUUUAUUAAUAAUGGAAACAUUUUACUAUCUAUAGCUUUUCAUUAAAAAUAGUAAAAUAUUUGGUCACCAUUUUUCUUUUAAUAGACUUUGUCUGUGAUCUAAACUAUUUUUUUUCUUUUACUUGUGGUAUUUCAAAUGAUAUUGAAACCUAAAUACAAUUUGGUAGGGUUUUUUUUAUUUUUAUCAAAAAAUAGAGAACAAGUUACCUAUAAUAUAAAUUUUACAUGAAUUUAUUUGGAUGUAGUAAAUAUAAUUUUUGUUAGUUCCUUUUUUGUUUAAAGCUAUAGAAAAACAAAAAAAUAUUUUAUGUUUAUUUUUAUAGAAUUAUGAUAUACCAUUACAUCAUUAUUUAUUAUAUAUUAAACAAUAUUUUUAUAAAAAAAAAAAAAUCAAUAUUUGUGUAUAAAGUUGUGAAUAUAUUAUAUAUGUAACAAGGAAAUUUAAAAACAUAAUAUUUAUGUUAUCUUUGUAAAUAACUUUAUUGAGUUAUUUUUUUUUUUAACUUUAUAAACAUUUAUUAAGCUCUUUGCUUCUAAAAUCAAUUCACAUUAUACUUCUCGCAUGCAAGUUUCUGUUCCAGUGCAGUCAUUACUCCUUUAAAUCAUUUUUAAUCACUUAAAACCAUCAUUGUUUGGAAGUCUCUUUAGCCUGUUCUACUUAGUUUACCAUUAUCUUAAUACAAGAUUUUUUAACUAUGCGUAUAUAGCAUAUUCGGUCACUUAUUGGUUCAAAAUCCUUUACAUGAAGUAAUAGUUCAUUAACUAUAAAACCCUCAUCUUGGAAAACCAUACUACAGGGGAUAGCCUGUAAUUUUACAAUCAUAUUACUUUAAGGUCUGAUUAGGAUUAUUGCAAUAGACCUAAAAGAAUUAUAGAUAAUGAUGCCACUUUCCUAACGUCUUAGCGUUUAAAAAGGCUUUUAUAAAACUGAACCAAUUAAUUAAAGUUUUUUCAGUUUAAAGACCCUAUGAGCCCUAUAUUCACCACACCUUUACCACUGGUAAUACUUACUAAUCUCCAAAAAAUCCCAAAGGAUUUUAUUUGAUAAUCUGUUAGAAUUAUCUAUAUCAAACAAAUAGUUUAGUAAGAAAACCUUCCUUAGAAAAGUCUAUAACAACUUUCAUUGUUCAUCACGUUCAUUUUACUAUGCGAGCUUAUGCAUAAUCCAAUAAUUAGGGGUAAUAAAAUUAUUUGAAAUGAUUUUAUAUUUUGCUUCGAUGUUAUCCGUUUCUUGAGAUUUAUUUAUGUACAAAAAUAAUACAACUUAUAGGCUCAGUUGAAAAAAAUGCCACAUAAAAAUUUAAUUCUGACACGGAAUGAUUUUGCAGUAAAUUAUAUUGAACAUCAAUAGUUUUUUAACUAAUUGACAGCAGUGGCUAACUGCUAAUUUGUAUAGUAAAAUAAUUAUAAUGAAUGUAAUAUAACUAACUAGUCCUAAAGUAAGUAUUAUUUAUUUAUAGUUUUAAUUUUUUUAUUUAUUAUAUACAAAAAUCGAUUUCCCCCCAAUUUAUUGUUUAUAUAUUUAUGUCGGGUUUUUUUCUCAUCAUUUCUUGUUUAGAAUAAUGAAAAUAUUUUUUGGAACGAGCUGGGUCACCAUAAUUAUUGUGCUUUCUGGUUUGUUAGCCUCCUAGUCUGUGCAUACUUAUCUAUUCAAUUAAAACAUCUUAUAUUUAAUUAGUCACCAUAGUCUUUUAAGGGAUUCCAGCAGCUAUCAAAUAAGUGUUAAUGUUACUAACAGGAUAUGCGUGUAAAGAAAAAGCCAAUCAGAAUUAUAAAAUUAAAGUUUUAUUGGCUUACUAUGGAAAUGAGAUAUGUUCAAAUAUGUAAAAUUUAUUUUAAAAAUUCAA
Messenger RNA from Daktulosphaira vitifoliae (grape phylloxera), 4334 nucleotides. RefSeq names its product glycerol-3-phosphate acyltransferase 3 (gene Gpat4). Lineage: Eukaryota; Metazoa; Arthropoda; Insecta; Hemiptera; Phylloxeridae. Gene Ontology annotation, molecular function: glycerol-3-phosphate O-acyltransferase activity. The coding region runs from base 523 to 2325 and encodes 600 amino acids. Gene Ontology annotation, cellular component: endoplasmic reticulum. The record is from RefSeq and is a predicted model, not a curated record. The transcript is spliced from 10 exons. Gene Ontology annotation, biological process: triglyceride biosynthetic process.